UGGCAACAAUUUUUGAACUGUCAAAUUGUGAACAUGGCUGAUGCAGCAGCAGCCCGUAGGGAAGCCCGGAGAAGGAAAAUAUUAGAAAAUUCUCAUAACAGGCUUCAACGUAUAUCUGGAAAAUGCGAAGAACCGAUUCCAAAAGAAUCAUCUUUUCAGACCAUACUUCCAGACGUAAAUUACGAAGUUUCAGCAAUAUCUAGCAGUGCCACAACUACUAGGAGCAACAGUUCUCUCAAUAAUGGUGUCGUGGUUCAGGCACCACCAGUGGCGGUGUCGUCACUGAGUCCUAUUCAUGAAGCGGACGCGGCAGGCGACAGUUUAACCGACGUAGCCAAUGACUUGGCAGCUUUAAUGUCGCCAGGAUCACAACCAGCAAACACUCAACAAGUGUCUCUUUUGGAAAAACUAGUACUGUAUAAGUAUGAUGUAGUGCUAGUGUCUUUGCUUGUCCAACUUCUGUACGGUUUAUCAUUGUUGACAUUUGAUGAGACAUAUUUUUUCUUGCCCUUGGUGGUUUACGUCGUUACUAAGAUGAUAUGGUUUCCAGCACCAAGCAGUUCCAACUUUGCUAACGCUUUACUUCUCUUAAAUGGAAUAUCAGUGCAAAGAGUGGAACGAAUUAUGUCCGUAAUGCGCUGGGUGAGCAUGUUUUCUCAGGAUGUCUGUGUGUACCUUUUUACCAUGAUUUGUAUGCAGGCCCUAAGUCACACUAUCACAGAUUCUUUAAUCACAUAGUAGAUAUUGACAUUUAUAAUUUUCCUGUUAAAUUUUGGGCAUAUUAUUGACUGAACAGUUCUAACAUUAGCUAUAUAGCAUUUAAUAAAUAGAAAUGUUCCAGAAUUUUGAUUGCUUGUGCCUUUAUACAUAAGUGAGAAUUUGUGACAUGUGUGCGUUUUAGUCACAUAUUGCCAUUUUAGUUUAAUUAGGACAAUAUUGUACAUAGUAAAUGACAAACAUUCUUGUUACCUUAUUUGUAAAUUUCAUUUUGCUCAAUUAUUUUCGCUUUUUGUGUCUACACUACACUAAUGCAUUUAAAAUAUUGUAUUUUUUAUACUUAUUAUAAUUACGAUUAUAUUCUGAUAUAUUUAUUAUAAACAUACCUAUGAAUUACUAAUGUGUGGAGGCCAAAUUAGCAACUUGUACUGCAAAUCACAUCUAGGCUAGUAUACCCUCUCAUGUCAUUUCAUAACAUUCAAAUUUCAUCUUUGUCAUGUCAAUGAGCUUGGUUAUACUAGCUUUCCAAUAUCAUAAACUAUUUUCAUAUCUUGAAUGCAGAGGUGAAAAAAUUUGUAAAUAAUUAAGUUCGGCCUGAAUUGAUUGAUGGCCUUAAAUGUUAUCAAUUGUAAUUGCUAGUUUUUUUCCAAUUUUGAUGUAUGUAACACUAGACUAUUUGGAAAUAGCAAUAAUAAUUAAUUUGGAAAUAUUUAAUAUGAUGGCAGUUUGUGACUUGUUAAAAUGUUAAAUUGUAGUGGGAAUGGGACAUAAAACAUGCAACUAUAGCAACAGAAAGUUCAUUAUAACUUACUGGUUACUUUCUGUCUGUGCAAUGUCAAUGUAGUUUUGUUGGUGUUUCUAAUAACCGCUUAUUAAUACUACUACAUUUACUAUCUAACUUCAGGAUCAAAAAUUACUAUUUGAUACCUAAUUUACUAGUAUAGAAGGUUUAACAACAAAGAAUUAAGCUGAACUUUUAAUGUACAAAUUAAAAAGUAAAGGAAGUUACAGAAACCCUGUAAUUUAUACAAUUAUAAUUAAUUUUACAAUGCCUUUUUAUUACUUGACACUUCAAAAAACCAAUAUUAGCAUUUAGCAGUAUAUUUUGAUAGCCUGUAAUUGGUAUGUAAUACUAUUACUGCAUUUCUUAUAUUAAUAUUAUACAUUACAUUAAGAAAAACUUAAUAUUCCACCGGUCAGCUUAAUUCAAGUUGUACUAAAAAGGUCAAACAAUAGAAAAGUAUUUAUUUUAAUAUUUUGUAAUGCAUCUUUUAAAAUAAAAUAUUUGUAAUAUUU
Molecule: messenger RNA, 2013 nt
Organism: Cydia splendana
Lineage: Eukaryota; Metazoa; Arthropoda; Insecta; Lepidoptera; Tortricidae
Exons: 2
Coding region: 34-738 (234 amino acids)
Biological process (GO): tail-anchored membrane protein insertion into ER membrane
Cellular component (GO): GET complex
Source: RefSeq, a predicted model, not a curated record